Acytostelium subglobosum LB1 is the source of this 426-nucleotide messenger RNA. RefSeq lists its product as hypothetical. Lineage: Eukaryota; Evosea; Eumycetozoa; Acytosteliales; Acytosteliaceae. The record is from RefSeq and is a predicted model, not a curated record. The transcript has 3 exons. Gene Ontology annotation, molecular function: toxin activity. Bases 1 to 426 code for a protein of 141 amino acids. Gene Ontology annotation, biological process: symbiont-mediated killing of host cell.
AUGGCGAAGGAGAAGGAGGUAAUAUCCGACAAGCUCAAAGACAAGGAGUUUGUUGGUGAAUGUAUUUCAACUGCACUUGAGUGUGUUCCAGGUAUUGGACCAUUGUUGGCUUUUUCCUUCUCGAUGUUCUGGCCAAAGGACCCAAACAAGGAACUUGUGACCAGGAAGGAGUUGCAAGCGGCCAUCGACACACUCAAGAAUGAGAUGAUCACAAUCAUUGACAAGAAGAUUGAGGAGACUGAAGCCAAUAUCUGGAAGAAACUGGUCAAUGCACUCUUUGAGUGCUUGGUCAGCGAGUUGGAUGAUCUCCAGGAACCCAUCUCACUUUUGAAGAGACAGUUGGCUGAAGAUGGUGUUGGUUCUGAGAAAACCAAGACCCAGAUCCGAAUGGCACUCACCUCACUCCGUCACAAGACCAAGGAGUAG